UUGGAAAUUUCAUCUUCGAAAUUUUGGAAAAACACAAACUUUGAUUGUUUUUUUUCGAUUUUUGUUUUCAAAAAUAUUUUCCCAAUUCAUCCACAAUGGCCCAACCUUCCAAACAAAAACUUAAAAAACUAUUGGCAUGGCUUGAGAUUCAAACUAUUGAUUUUUAUUUUAUUCCAGCUUAUAAUGAAUAUAUUGAAAUGCUUAAUGCAUUUAUUCAGAAAAAAGGUACGGCAAAUAUUGAUCGCAAAAAAUUCAAACUUCAACUUGAAAAAGCUGAAAAUUUUUUAAUAUCAUCCAAUUUAUCAUCGUUGAAGGCAAAAAGAUCUUUGGAAUCAAAUAUUAAUCUGGCCAAACAAAUUAUUUCAAAUAUGACUAAAGAUGAUCAACCUGAAGUCAUCGUUAGUGGCAGUGAUUCGAUAAAUGAAUCUUCCAAUCUUUCUCAAAUUCAAGAAGAAUCUAACAAUGAUCGUGUUCAUAUCGAUUUUUUGACCGAAAUCAAAAAUAAAUUGUCCGACGCUAAUUACGAGAAACUCGAGAGUUAUACAUCGGGGAUGGUUUCAUGUCGAGUGAGGUUCAAUCUUACUGAACGGGCAAUACGUGAUUUCCAUUCUCUUUACACUAUGUUUAUUGAUCCUGAUCUUAUGCCCUAUAUAUCACAAAUGUCAGAUUCUUCUUACAUUCGAGAAAAAUUCAAUGUGAUCAAUCCGCAUCGUGAUGAUCAAGAUUAUUUCAGUCCAUAAUAAUUUUUUUUCAAAAUG
Dermatophagoides pteronyssinus (European house dust mite) is the source of this 758-nucleotide messenger RNA. RefSeq lists its product as uncharacterized. The record is from RefSeq and is a predicted model, not a curated record. NCBI's taxonomy places the organism in Eukaryota, Metazoa, Arthropoda, Arachnida, Sarcoptiformes, Pyroglyphidae.